This is a messenger RNA of Artibeus jamaicensis (Jamaican fruit-eating bat), 11265 nucleotides long. RefSeq names its product neuron navigator 2 (gene NAV2). Gene Ontology annotation, biological process: neurogenesis; nervous system development. The record is from RefSeq and is a predicted model, not a curated record. The transcript is spliced from 38 exons. Gene Ontology annotation, molecular function: ATP hydrolysis activity; protein binding; ATP binding. The coding region runs from base 666 to 7946 and encodes 2426 amino acids. NCBI's taxonomy places the organism in Eukaryota, Metazoa, Chordata, Mammalia, Chiroptera, Phyllostomidae.
GGGGGCUUCUGGGCAGUGGUGACUGUCACGCCUAGAGAGACCUUUCGGGGGCUCUCGCUGCGCCUCUGCGUCGUGGGUGACACCGCGGUGCUCACGCUCAGGGCAGCAGCUGCCUCUCUGUGGUCUCGAGACGUCUGGUGCUCCGUGCGCUCUUCUUCUUCCUUCGCUGUUCUCUCCUUCCCUUCCGCCGCAGCUCGCUCCUUCCCUCGCCCGCUCACACCCGCAGGCUCCAGGAGCAGGAGGCUUGGGUCCCCGCCACCUUUUUUCCAAAGGGGCCUCCUCGCUUCGGAGAUGCAGUGACAAGUUAAUAUGGGCUUGCAAAUCUCGGGUUCCCAGGAGGAGAAUCGCAAGAGGCAACAGCCACUGAGCUCCCAGAGCCCUUGAAUUGGCCGCCCAGAAGGGGCGUGAGACCCGGCUGCAGCAUCCAUCCAGGUGGGACCAGUUGAGCGCCGCGACUAGUCCUCCGCAGCAUUCCAGCAUCUCGAAGGCGCGCUCAUCGUUUCGCUCCAAGCUCCCCGACUCGGGGAUUUUUUCCCUCCUCCACUGGUGGUGGGCGCCUCGAGGGCCGAGGCCCGGCGCCUACUCUGCUGCCCGCGCUGCCUUUAGCGGUCGCCUCCGCCGCCGCUGCCAGGGACGUGCUGGGAAAGCCGAAGCCCCGCGAAAAGAUGCCGGCCAUCCUGGUCGCCUCCAAAAUGAAGUCGGGACUGCCCAAACCCGUGCAUAGCGCCGCGCCCAUCCUGCAUGUGCCCCCGGCCCGGGCCGGCCCCCAGCCCUGCUACCUCAAGUUGGGAAGCAAGGUGGAGGUGAGCAAGACCACCUUCCCUAGCCAGAUCCCACUGAAAUCGCAGGGGCUGCAGGAGCCGGCGGGGGAGGGGCUCCCGCUGCGGAAGAGCGGCUCGCUGGAAAACGGGUUCGAUACCCAGAUCUACACGGACUGGGCCAAUCAUUAUCUAGCCAAGUCAGGCCACAAACGUCUCAUCAAGGAUCUCCAGCAAGAUGUGACAGACGGCGUCCUUUUGGCUCAGAUUAUCCAGGUUGUGGCAAAUGAAAAGAUUGAAGACAUCAAUGGCUGUCCGAAGAACAGAUCGCAAAUGAUUGAAAACAUAGAUGCCUGCUUGAACUUUCUGGCAGCUAAGGGAAUAAACAUUCAGGGGCUGUCUGCAGAAGAAAUCAGGAAUGGAAACCUCAAGGCCAUUCUAGGCCUCUUCUUCAGCCUCUCCCGGUACAAGCAGCAGCAGCAGCAGCCCCAGAAGCAGCACCUCUCCUCACCUCUGCCGCCUGCCGUGUCCCAGGCAGCCGGGGCCCCCUUCCAGUGCCAGGCUGGCACUCCUCAGCAACAGGUGCCAGCCACUCCCCAAGCCCCGUGCCAGCCUCACCAGCCAGCACCACAUCAGCAGUCAAAAGCACAAGCCGAAAUGCAGUCCAGACUUCCAGGUCCUACCGCAAGGGUAUCCGCUGCAGGCAGCGACGCCAAAGCUCGCGGAGGGUCAGCCACUGCUAACAACCGACGCAGCCAAAGCUUUAACAACUAUGACAAGUGCAGACCAGUCACCUCCCCACCCCCACCGCCACCACCAAGCAGCCACGAGAAAGAGCCACUGGCAAGCCCAGCCUCCUCCCACCCCGGAAUGAGCGAAAAUGCACCUGCUUCUUCGGAGAGUGGCAGCAGCUCCGCCCUUGCUAACUGCAGCGUCUCCUCGGCCAUCCCCCAGCCGGGCACGGCCACCAAGUCCUGGCGCAGCAAGCCCAUCAGUGUGAAGCACAGCGCCACAUCGUCCAUGCUCUCAGUCAAGCAGCCCGUGUCCGAGGCCCCCAGGCCCAGCCCUGACGCCUUGAAGCCAGCGCCCAACAAUCAGAAGUCCAUGCUGGAAAAACUAAAACUUUUCAACAGCAAAGCGGGUUCCAAGGCUGGUGAGGGUCCGGGGUCUCGGGACACAAGCUGUGAGCGGCUGGAGAUCCUGUCCAGCGUUGAAGAGAGCGAAGAGAUGGAGGCCACCGGCCGCACACCCUCCAUGGCGGGCCCCGCUUCCAGCAGCCCCAAGAUCGCGCUCAAAGGCAUCGCCCAGAGAACUUUCAGCCGGGCCCUGACCACCAAGAAGAGUUCCCCAAAAGGCAACGAGAAGGAAAAGGAGAAACAACAGCGGGAAAAGGAGAAAAGCAAGGAUCUCACCAAGAGAGCCUCUGUGACAGAGAGGCCAGACCUCAAAGAGGGCCCCAAAGAAGACCCCAGUGGGGCAGCGGUGACCGAGAUGCCAAAAAAGUCCUCCAAGAUCGCCAGCUUCAUCCCCAAAGGGGGCAAGCUCAGCAGUGCCAAGAAGGAGGCCCCAGCCCCUUCCCUCAGUGGAAUACCAAAACCAGGAAUGAAGAGCAUGCCUGGGAAGUCCCCAAGUGCCCCUGCCCCUUCCAAGGAGGGCGAGCGGAGCCGGGGCGGGAAGCCGAGCUCGGGGCUCCCCCAGCAGAAGCCCCAGCUGGACGGCAGACACUCCAGUUCCUCCUCCAGCCUGGCAUCCUCGGAAGGAAAAGGCCCAGGAGGGACCACCCUGAACCACAGCAUCAGCAGCCAGACUGUCAGCGGGUCCGUCGGGACCACCCAGACCACAGGAAGCAACACCGUCAGUGUUCAGCUACCUCAGCCCCAGCAGCAAUACAGCCACCCCAACACUGCCACGGUCGCGCCUUUUCUGUACAGGUCCCAGACAGACACCGAAGGGAAUGUUACCGCCGAGUCCAGCUCAGCAGGCAUGAGCACGGAGCCCAGCCACUACGCCAAGAGCGGACAGCCUGCGCUGGAAGAACUGGCUGGGGAAGACCCUGAGGCUCGGCGACUGCGGACGGUGAAGAACAUCGCUGACCUGCGGCAGAAUUUGGAGGAGACCAUGUCCAGCUUACGGGGAACUCAGGUUACACACAGCACAUUAGAAACUACAUUUGACACCAACGUCACCACGGAGAUCAGCGGACGCAGCAUCCUCAGCUUGACAGGCAGGCCCACUCCUCUCUCCUGGAGACUCGGCCAGUCCAGCCCCCGCCUCCAAGCAGGGGACGCCCCCUCUAUGGGCAACGGGUACCCGCCUCGAGCCAGCGCCAGCCGGUUCAUCAACGCCGAGUCGGGCCGCUACGUGUACUCUGCACCUCUGAGGAGGCAGCUGGCCUCCCGAGGCAGCAGCGUCUGCCACGUGGACGUCUCGGACAAGGCCGGAGAUGAGAUGGACUUGGAAGGCAUCAGCAUGGACGCCCCCGGCUACAUGAGCGAUGGGGACGUCCUGAGCAAGAACAUCCGCACGGAUGACAUCACGAGCGGGUACAUGACCGAUGGCGGGCUUGGCCUCUACACCCGUCGCCUGAAUCGGCUCCCUGAUGGGAUGGCUGUGGUGAGAGAGACCCUGCAGAGAAACACCUCCCUGGGCCUCGGGGACGCCGACAGCUGGGAUGACAGCAGCUCCGUCAGCAGCGGCAUCAGCGACACCAUAGACAACCUCAGCACCGAUGACAUCAACACCAGCUCCUCCAUCAGCUCCUAUGCCAACACACCUGCCUCUUCUCGCAAAAACCUGGAUGUACAGACCGACGCAGAGAAGCACUCACAGUUGGAGAGGAGCUCCCUCUGGUCCGGUGACGAUGUCAAGAAGUCCGACGGAGGGUCGGACAGCGGCGUGAAGAUGGAGCCAGGCUCCAAGUGGAGGCGGAAUCCCUCGGACAUGUCUGACGAGUCCGACAAAAGCACAUCGGGCAAGAAGAACCCCGCCAUCGCCCAGACGGGCUCGUGGCGGCGCGGCAUGACAGCCCAGGUGGGCAUCACCGUGCCGAGGACGAAGCCGGCCGCCUCAGCGGGCGCGCUGAAGACCCCAGGAUCGGGGAAAACCGAUGAUGCGAAGGUGUCCGAGAAAGGGAGGCUGUCCCCCAAAGCCUCGCAGGUGAAGCGCUCCCCGUCAGAUGCAGGCCGCAGCAGUGGGGACGAGUCCAAGAAGCCCCUCCCCAGCAGCUCCCGGACGCCCACCGCCAACGCCAGCAGCUUUGGGUUCAAGAAGCAGAGUGGCUCAGCUGCCGGUCUGGCCAUGAUCACGGCCAGCGGGGCCACUGUCACCAGCAGGUCAGCCACCCUGGGCAAAAUCCCAAAGUCGUCUGCACUCGUCGGGCGGUCCACCGGUCGGAAGACAAGCAUGGACGGGGCUCAGAAUCAGGACGACGCGUACCUGUCCCUCAGCUCCCGGACAAACCUGCAGUACCGGAGCCUGCCACGGCCCAGUAAGUCCACCAGCCGGAACGGGGCUGGGAACAGAUCUAGUACUAGCAGCAUAGAUUCCAACAUCAGCAGCAAGUCAGCAGGCCUGCCGGUGCCCAAGCUGAGGGAGCCCUCCAGGACGGCCCUGGGGAGCUCUCUGCCGGGCCUGGUCAACCAGACGGAUAAGGAGAAAGGCAUCUCCUCAGACAACGAGAGCGUGGCUUCCUGUAACUCCGUGAAGGUGAACCCGGCAGCCCAGCCUGUGUCCAGUGCGGCCCAGGCCACUCUCCAGCCAGGGGCCAAGUACCCCGACGUGGCCUCUCCCACGCUCCGCAGACUCUUUGGUGGGAAGCCUGGCAAGCCAGUGCCCAUCGCCGCAGCUGAAAACAUGAAAAGCUCGGUGGUCAUCUCCAACCCUCAUGCCACCCUGACCCAGCCAGGUAACUCAGAGUCCCCCUCAGGCAGCGGCGCCCUGAGCAGCGGGAGCAGCAGCCCUCUCUACAGUAAGAACGCGGAUCUCAACCCGUCUCCUCUAGCCUCCAGCCCCAGCUCGGCGCACUCGGGCCCCUCCAACAGCCUCACCUGGGGCACCAAUGCCAGCAGCUCCUCGGCAGUUAGCAAGGACGGCCUGGGCUUCCAGUCCGUCAGCAGCCUCCACACCAGCUGCGAGUCCAUUGACAUCUCCCUCGGCAGUGGAGGGGGCCUGAGUCACAAUUCCUCCACGGGCCUCGUCGCCUCCUCUAAGGACGACCCCCUGACUCCCUUUGUGAGAACCAACAGUGUGAAGACCACACUGUCAGAAAGCCCUCUCUCUUCCCCUGCUGCUAGCCCUAAGUUCUGCAGAAGUACUUUGCCCAGGAAACAGGACAGUGACCCGCACCUUGAUAGGAACACUUUGCCUAAGAAAGGACUCAGGUAUGCUCCCACCUCCCAGCUUCGCACACAAGAAGACGCAAAGGAAUGGUUGCGGUCCCACUCGGCGGGAGGCCUGCAGGACACCGCCGCCAACUCCCCCUUUUCCUCCGGCUCCAGUGGGACUUCUCCCUCAGGAACAAGGUUCAACUUUUCUCAGCUUGCGAGCCCCACCACCGUCACGCAGAUGAGCUUGUCCAACCCGACCAUGCUGAGGACCCACAGCCUGUCCAAUGCCGACGGGCAGUACGACCCGUACACCGACAGCCGCUUCCGGAAUAGCUCCAUGUCCCUGGAUGAGAAGAGCAGGACCAUGAGCCGCUCAGGCUCGUUCCGGGAUGGGUUUGAGGAAGUUCACGGAUCCUCGCUCUCCUUGGUUUCCAGCACAUCGUCAAUUUAUUCAACACCGGAGGAAAAGUGCCAGUCAGAGAUUCGCAAACUGCGGCGGGAGUUGGAUGCCUCCCAGGAAAAGGUUUCCGCUUUGACCACCCAGCUGACAGCGAAUGCUCACCUGGUGGCAGCCUUUGAGCAGAGCCUUGGGAACAUGACAAUCAGGCUUCAGAGUUUGACCAUGACGGCAGAGCAGAAGGAUUCAGAGCUGAAUGAGUUAAGAAAAACCAUUGAGUUGCUGAAGAAACAGAACGCAGCCGCCCAGGCUGCCAUUAACGGGGUAAUUAACACACCGGAGCUCAACUGCAAAGGGAAUGGCACCUCGCAGUCCGCAGACCUCCGCAUCCGCAGGCAGCACUCGUCCGAUAGCGUCUCCAGCAUCAACAGUGCCACCAGCCACUCCAGCGUGGGCAGCAACAUAGAAAGUGAUUCGAAGAAAAAGAAGAGGAAGAACUGGUUACGCAGCUCCUUCAAGCAAGCUUUUGGGAAGAAGAAGUCCCCCAAGUCAGCGUCCUCUCAUUCAGACAUUGAGGAGAUGACGGAUUCUUCUUUGCCUUCCUCGCCAAAGUUGCCGCACAACGGUUCCACGGGCUCCACUCCACUGCUGAGGAACUCUCACUCCAACUCUCUAAUUUCAGAGUGCAUGGAUAGUGAGGCCGAGACGGUCAUGCAGCUCCGGAACGAGCUGAGAGACAAGGAGAUGAAGCUGACGGACAUCCGCCUGGAAGCCCUGAGCUCUGCGCAUCAGCUCGACCAGCUCCGGGAGGCCAUGAACCGGAUGCAGAGUGAAAUAGAGAAGCUGAAAGCUGAGAACGACCGGCUAAAGUCGGAGUCCCAGGGCAGUGGCUGCAGCCGGGCACCCUCCCAGGUGUCCCUCUCCGCCUCCCCGAGGCAGUCCUUGGGGCUCUCCCAGCACAGCCUGAACCUCACCGAGUCCACCAGCCUGGACAUGUUGCUGGAUGACACUGGUGAAUGCUCGGCUCGGAAGGAAGGAGGCAGGCAUGUUAAGAUAGUUGUCAGCUUUCAGGAGGAAAUGAAGUGGAAGGAGGAUUCCAGACCACACCUCUUCCUUAUUGGCUGCAUUGGAGUUAGUGGCAAGACCAAGUGGGACGUGCUCGAUGGGGUGGUUAGACGGCUGUUCAAAGAAUACAUCAUUCACGUCGACCCAGUGAGCCAGCUGGGGCUCAAUUCGGAUAGUGUUCUCGGCUACAGCAUCGGGGAAGUCCAGCGCAGCAACACCUCCGAGACGCCCGAGCUCCUGCCCUGCGGCUACCUGGUGGGAGAGAACACCACCAUCUCUGUGACUGUCAAAGGGCUCGCAGAAAACAGCCUGGACGCGCUGGUGUUCGAGUCUCUGAUCCCCAAGCCCAUCCUGCAGCGCUACGUCUCCCUGCUGGUGGAACACCGGCGGAUCAUUCUCUCCGGCCCCAGCGGCACCGGGAAAACCUACCUGGCCAACAGGCUGUCAGAGUACCUGGUGCUUCGGGAGGGACGGGAGCUGACAGACGGGGUCAUCGCCACCUUCAACGUGGACCACAAGUCCAGCAAGGAAUUGCGCCAAUACCUGUCCAACCUUGCGGACCAGUGUGCCAGCGAGAACAACGCUGCGGACAUGCCUCUCGUCAUCAUCCUGGACAACCUGCAUCACGUCAGCUCUCUGGGCGAGAUCUUCAACGGGCUGCUCAACUGCAAGGACCAUAAAUGCCCUUACAUCAUUGGCACAAUGAACCAGGCUACCUCGUCUACUCCCAACCUGCAGCUUCACCACAACUUCAGGUGGGUGCUGUGCGCCAACCACACGGAGCCCGUGAAGGGCUUCCUUGGCCGCUUCCUGAGGCGGAAGCUCAUGGAGAUGGAGAUCAGUGGGCGGGUGCGGAACGUGGAGCUGGUAAAAAUCAUCGACUGGAUUCCCAAGGUCUGGCAUCACCUCAACCGCUUCCUGGAGGCUCACAGCUCCUCGGACGUCACCAUAGGCCCCCGGCUCUUCCUGUCCUGCCCCAUCGACGUGGACGGCUCCAGGGUGUGGUUCACCGACCUGUGGAACUACUCAAUUAUCCCCUAUCUCCUGGAAGCUGUCAGAGAAGGACUCCAGCUCUAUGGAAGGCGGGCGCCCUGGGAGGACCCUGCCAAGUGGGUGAUGGACACCUAUCCCUGGGCGGCCAGCCCACAGCAGCACGAGUGGCCCCCCCUGCUGCAGCUGCGGCCUGAGGAUGUCGGCUUCGACGGCUACUCCAUGCCUCGGGAGGGCUCCACGAGCAAGCAGAUGCCCCCCAGUGACGCCGAAGGAGACCCGCUGAUGAACAUGCUGAUGCGGCUGCAGGAAGCGGCCAACUACUCCAGCCCACAGAGCUACGACAGCGACUCCAACAGCAACAGCCACCACGAUGACAUCCUGGACUCGUCCCUGGAGUCCACUCUGUGACGGGGGCCUGGCCCUGGAGCCUGCCCUCCUCCUCCUCCUCAUCCUCCCCCUCUCCCUUCCCCUCCUCCUCCUCCUCGUCCCACUCCACCUACAUCACCCUGAAGAUGCCCUCCUGAGCCAGCCCUGGCCGCAGCGUGAGUGCUGCAGGGACACUAAGACCCCUCGUCCCCCAGCCUUGACCUGGGUGCAGGCAUCCCGGGCCGGCCGCCUUGGGACUGCUUCCUUCCACAGUGAGAGCUGCACUGUCUUCGGUUUUAUUUUAAGUAUUGUUUUUGCCUUGUUGCUGUGACUUCCCUAAGACACUGAAGAUGCCUCUCGGGAAAGGAUCAUCACUGCUGAAAGGAAAAGGGUUAAACAUGAAAACGCCAUCCGAAGCUCUGAAACCACACAGCAUCCUGCCACCAGCUGUCCGGCAACAGAGAGACUGGAGCAAAGUUGGAAAUGCAGACGGCACAGCUUCCCCUCUGUGCAGGUCCCACAGACCGGGUCUGGGCCACCCCCCACCCCACCCCCGGCACCCCUGCGCACCCCUGCGUCCACUCCGGCCGCCUCGGAGAACUGGUGCUAACUCGGCAUUUGCUUUGGUUCCACAAUAAACGGCAGAGCUAUGACACAGGGAAGCCUUAGGAAAAAAAAUAACAACUUGUGCUUUUUCUGUAUUGUUUUGUUCUCUAAAUGGUGCUCUCCUCGCCCAGAGGUGUUCGGCCCGUUUCAGCCCGGCCACCCCGUUCAGACCUGGCAGCCUGCAGCCUCCGCAGCGCCCGAGCCAACUGCCGAGGGAGGAUGUGCCCCGUGGAGGUGCAGCCCUGCAGACGGCCCUGUCUGUCUGCUCCCCAGAGAGAAGUGAAUCAGGUUUUUCCUCUGCCAACACUGUGUGCAGCGGGAGCCGGUCUGCUUUGGAGAACGGAUGACCCCUUUGAGAAUGAGGUGGAGUUCCUCCCUUUCUGACUCUUUGAUUUUGAAGAUGUUCCCCUUCCCCCGUGUCAGAAUCAAUCCUUCGGUGAAAGCCCGGUUUGGUCCUGCUGAGUUGCGGUUUUCAGUUGUCCAUCCUCACAGAUCGACACACUUGCCUCCUGCGGCGGCUGCAGCUGCAGCAGCUGCGUCCCGUGAAGUGGGCCAGGGCCCCGUCCUCGACCUGCGGGUGCGCUGGGAUCUUGCCUUUCCUUCUCGUCCUCAAGGCUUUGGAACGCACGUCGACACCCCAAGCGUUCCAGCCCCAACCUCAGGUGGGGUGGGGAGGUCACCUCGAGAAAGACUUGCACUUUUCUUCUGACCAACGCGAUGCAACCCAACAAGGGGGUGGCAGCCACGCCCUCCCGGAAGCCCCGCCCCAGCCUCCAUCCGGGCGAGCCUUUUGCCUGGCCUCUUGGGUGCUGACCUUCCCAAAGCGAUGCCUUACUGGUUUUGUACGAACCGUGUUCAUGAAUGAGUGUCACGCCUGUCUGGGGUCUGUUUUUUUUUGUUUUUUGUUUUAAUUUUCCCGUCAGAGCACACAGGGCUAAAAAAUCAUCUACUCAUCAGGAGAACUCAAGUUGCUGUGACUUCUGUCUCAUCCGAAGGACUCAUUUGUGUGGGUGUGUGACUGUGGGAAAAAGGAAAAGAAUUCAUUUUUUUUUUUUAGGUUUUUAGCAGUCUCCAGCUGACGCCCAGGCACAGCUCCUACAAGUCUAGUCCCCACGGCAUUGCGGACAUGGCCAUGCUACUCGGUGUCUUCACCACGCUGGUGUUUUCUUUACAGAGUGUGGCGAGUCUGUCCGUUGUUUGUUUCUACAGGAGAAUCUUGUUUGACCCCAGUGGGGGAGUCUCUGUUAAGAUCAGGGGCUUUCUUCCAUCUUCACAUUUCUGUACAUGAAGGGGUAUUUCUGUGUUUUCUUGUUACCACAAGAGCUAGACCUGCGCCUGCUCCCGUCCCAUUGGAUGACACCGCGUUCCUCCUCCAGAGGAAAAAGGGAAUUUGUCCCACUAACUGGUAAAUAGAAAACCUCUGGACACCAUCCCUGUUUUUGUCUCAGUAGACUCAGGCUCUCUUCUGCGAAGCCUUCAUUAGUCAUCGGGCUGUGUGAGUGUGUCCUGUCCUGAUUGGUUUUCCAUACAUUUUUCAAACCCAUGCAUUUGGCCUGUGGCCACGGGCCGACCCCUGAGCCUUCUGGUAGACCUGCAGAGUGGUCCUUCUCGGUCUAGCCCCCUGCGAUGACCUGGCACUCAUACUGUGAAUUUGGGAGGAGGCGAAAUUGACUUCUCCUUGCAGGCAGUUUUCCCAGUCACCUUGUGAGUAGACGCCUGUCAGUGUUGUUUGAAACUCUUCUUUUUUUUUCUUCCUUUUUAAGCAACACCCUCUCUUUCUCUUCCCUCUCCCACAGACUUCCCUCCCACUGGGUCCAGGCUUAGAACCGAGACCUCUGUCCCUGGUGCUGCCCAACUAGCGAACAGUGAUUCCCAGUAGUGUGACCCUUGUGUGAUUCACGACUCAGUGGCCCUCCUAACAUUGUGGGAAGCAGGGUUGUCUGAUGUGCACAUUUCUCCUCUUGGUCAUAUUUUACUUUAUCGGUGUCACUCACCUUUGAGAAAGUGACUUUGUACUCAUUUAGGGCUCUGUCUGAAAUGCUUCCAUUUUGCCUUUUUCUACAGUUAGGCUAAUUUUGAAAUGUAUGGAAUUCUAUGCAACAUUUAUGUUGAGUUACCAAUGGAAGCCAAAAUUUUCUUCCCAAACUGCCAAGAAUUAUACAGGCCAUAAAUGAGAUGGGAAUAUCUUUUAAUUCAAGGUUUGGGGUGGGAUAGGGGCGGGGCAAGGAAUAGAGAUUUGCCUAUACCUUUGUUGUACCUUGGGAACAUUUUUUAUUUAAUUGUGGAUGCUCUAAACUUCAGAAUUCUGUGUAUUCAAAUUUGAUCAUGGCGAAUCUACCACAAAAAGAAAAAAUAGUCCAACUUUGUGGAUAUUAAACGGGAGGUUUGCUGUUUUGAUCUAGUUGUUUGCCAGCAGAGCAAUUUAUGAAAUAUGUUCUAUAAGAUGUACAUUUUUUCAUUGUAACAUAGAAAUUGUAAAUAAUGGAUCAAAGUGCUGCAUUUUGCUGAAUUUUUUCUAGCCAUUUUUAAAGAGAAAACUAGGAAUCGAGUAUUUUGUGUACGGUAUGUUUCCAUCCUCCCUCCCCGCCCUCCUUGCCCGCCCUGUCUCCCUAUUUAAUUUUCAUUUGUCAUGAGGUUUUUGGAUUUGCCAAUGAUCUGCUGGAGAUCAUGCCCCACGUCAUAGAGAAUAAAGCUGAUGAUUGUACCAGUCUUAAAUUAUUCAUGAUUCAAUAAAAUUGAUGCUUAUUUAUUCAGA